Messenger RNA from Prorocentrum cordatum, 1116 nucleotides. NCBI's taxonomy places the organism in Eukaryota, Dinophyceae, Prorocentrales, Prorocentraceae. The record is from the annotation of a GenBank genome assembly.
AUGUCGUUCCGCUACGGUUACGGCGGGGGCCUCGGUGGAGGCGCGGGCGGCCUCGGCGGCGCGUACGGCUCGGGCCGCGCGUACGGCGCCAGCGGCAUGUACGGCGCGGGCGGCCUGUACGGCGCGGGCGGCGCGUACGGAGGCGGGGGCGCGGACUGCGGCACGGCGUGCUGCGCGACCACCACCUCCUGCAUGGGCUGCGGCCCCGGCGCCGGCGCGGCGUGCGCUGAGGGCUCGGGCUGCGGCGGCGGCGGCGGCACGAUCCUGAGCUACGUGGGCCCGGGGGGCGACUACGUCCAGGAGACCACGUACAAGUACGUGGGCAUGGGCGCGGGCGAGUUCGGGGCGGUCCGCAUCCCUGGGCGCGGCCCGAACUGCUGCCUGAUCUGCCUCGUGCCCCUGGGGCUGUCGCUCCUCCUGCUGCCCCUCCUGCUCUUCGCGAUGGCGCCGGGCUCGACGACGACCACCACGACGACGACCACCACCCCGGUGAUCAUCACGACCACUCCGCCGCCUGACACCACCACCGCGAAGACCACCACCACGAAGGAGAAGAAGAUCAACUGCGGCGAGGGCGACGUCGUGUCUUGGGAUGUGCCCAAGAAGGUGUACUGUUGCCUGCACGAGGGCAAGGGCUGCCCGACGACGCCGGCUGCGCCCAGCACCAUGCCGGCGCCGGUCGUGCCCGUCGCGCCGGUCGCGCCUGUGGUGACAACCGCGAUGAGCACCACGUCCCCGUGCCCGAUCGACUGCAACGCCGGCUACAACGACCUCGACCCGCUGCAGUGGGUGCGUGGCUGGUCUGGCGAGAAGAAGAUCUACUGCUGCAAGACCGCUGGGAUGACCGCAUCAGGGCCAUGGCCAGGAUCCGACGGCGCGUGCUGGCCGAGCGGUACGAGGCCCCGCAGCGGACCAGAGAAGAGGAGGAGCCAGAUGUGGAGGCAGCAGAGGUGGAGGAGGCCGCAGAGGAGCAGCUGGAGGCGCCAAGGGAGGAGGAGGCCCAGCACCAGCAGCGCGGGCCAGAGGCUGCAGCAGGUCCCCUCCCAGACAGCGGCGAGGCAGAGGAGGGAACGCGCAAACGACGCCGCAGCGGCGCCGAGAAGGGACGGAAGUUGA